GAGAGAAAUGGAGAUUUUGAGAGAUCAACCGAAGAGCCACUCCGAUGAAUCGUUCAAACUCGCUAUCGCAAUGGCACUCGUCCGAUCAAAGCUCCUCCACAAGCCUCCGGCAGCAACACCGGCUCCGCCUUCUUCCUCCAUCGCCGCCGUUCCUCAACCUGCCGCCGCAGCUUCUUCUUCCUGCGCGCCUCUUUCUCAUUCCGAUGAUGCUGUUAAAUGGAAACAAAAAGCAAAAGAGCGUAAACGAGAAAUUCUCAGGCUCAAGGAGGAUCUCAAAGUAGCCGAAGAUGGUUCACAGUGUGAUAUAUUUCCAAAAAGUGCAUCAUGCAAGUGUUAUUUCUUUGAUAAGUUGGGAUUAUUGAGUCCUAAGAAAAUUGGAGCUGGUUCUGACCAACGGUUCAGUGAUGUGUUGCGGAGAAGAUUUCUCAGACAAGUGAGGAUUAAGGAGAGAAAGAGGAGAAGACCAGAUGAUUCCUUACUUCACCGCAUUUCAGAACAUGACAAUGAAAAUAAUGUUGAGCAACUGAGUGCUUCAGUUGAUUUUCUUUUGGAGCUUUGUGACACUAUUUCUCCUCAAAGUUUGGAGGAAGGUAAUUUUAAGAACUGGUGCCACCAAGCCGUGGACUUUAUUCUUGGUACACUGGCUACAAUGACACCAACUGAAAGAAACAGAGAGCCCGUGGAAGGCAUUAUCAACAGUUUAAUCAUACGUUUAUUGAGAAGAAUGUGCAGUGCCUUGCAUAGAGAUGACUCUCAUCACUUUGACGCUGAUGUUCAGUUCUAUAUUCAACAUUUGAUGCGUAAGGUCGGAAAUGAGGCUUUUGUCGGCCAGUGUCUAAUAUUUGCAGUUUCUCAAAGGAUUUCUGCAAUGGCAGAAAGUUUGCUUUUCAUGGAUCCAUUUGAUGAUGCCUUUCCAAGUAUGCAUAAUUCUAUGUACAUGAUGAUUCAGCUUAUUGAAUUUCUGGUUUCAGAUUAUUUGUUAACCUGGUCAAAAGGUGGAGAUUUCGACAUAAGGCUUUUUGAAGAAUGGGUUGUAUCAAUUCUCCACGGAAGAAAAACAUUGGAACUUCUAGAAAACAGGAAUUCUCUUUAUGUCCUGUACAUAGAUCGUGUAAUCGGAGUUGUGGCCAAGCAAGUGGGACAGUUGUCAUUUCUGCAAAAGCUAAACCCACAGAUUCUUGAGAACUUGUUUAGCUAAGCACUGACCUGCAGCUUUUCCCUUGUGAACUGUAAGUAGCUUGCUUUCAACACAAAUCUUCUUUUCUUGUGCAUAGAAAAUUCAGCUGUG
This is a messenger RNA of Solanum verrucosum, 1288 nucleotides long. RefSeq names its product protein MULTIPOLAR SPINDLE 1. The coding region runs from base 8 to 1198 and encodes 396 amino acids. The record is from RefSeq and is a predicted model, not a curated record. Gene Ontology annotation, biological process: meiotic DNA double-strand break formation; meiotic spindle organization. Lineage: Eukaryota; Viridiplantae; Streptophyta; Magnoliopsida; Solanales; Solanaceae. The transcript is spliced from 10 exons.